CCCUUCGUGGCUACACGCUUGACGUCGCCGGGGCCCGGCUUCGACCGGCUCCGAGCGGUGAGAGCGAGCGGUGGUCGGAUCCCAAGCUGAUAGAUCGGGAAAGGAUGCCAGGCUUUCCGUGGAGGCCCAAACUCCUCUUCUCCCCAUGGGCAGCUGCCAGGCAGGGCACAACCUGCAUCUCUGUCUGGCGCACCACCCACCUCUGGUCUGUGCCACUUUGAUGGUUCUGCUUCUUGGCCUUUCUGGCCUGGGCCUUGGUGGCUUCCUCCUCACUCGCAAGACUGGCCUGCGCAGCCCUGACAUCCCUCAGGACUGGGUCUCCUUCUUGAGAUCUUUUGGCCAGCUGACCCUCUGCCCUGUGACUAGAAAAGUCACGGGGGAGUGGCAUGGGUCCCACAUCGUGGGCUUGCUGACCACCUUGAACUUCGGAGAUGGUCCAGACAGGAACAAGACCCAGAUAUUCCAAGCCAAGGUUCUGGGUAGUCAGAUGGGAUUGAAAGGACCUUCUGCAGGAGAGUGGGUCCUCGUUACAGCCAGGGUCACCACAGAAAGGACCCCAGGUAUCUGCCUGUAUUUUAGUGCCGCUCCAGGACUUCUGCCCUCCAGCCAGCCACCCAUAUCCUGCUCGGAGGAGGGAGUAGGAAAUGCCACCCUGAGCCCUAGGGUGGGUGAGGAUUGUGUUGGGGUCUGGAGCCAGGAAGGCCUUGUGCUCACCAAGCUGCUCACGUUGGAGGAGCUGGCUCUGUGUGGCUCCAGGCUGCUGGUUUUGGGCUCCUUCCUGCUUCUCCUCUGUGGCCUUCUCUGCUUUUUUACUGCCGUGUGCUUUCAUCCACGCCGGGAGUCCACCUGGUCUAGAACCCGGCUCUGAGGGCACUGGCCUAGCUCCUGUCUUGUUCUCAGGUGUGAAUCAACUUCUCCGGCCUUGGUUCUGAGUUGGAAGAGAUGUUACAGAAAGUGGAGAGCUAGAAUGUGGUGGGAAAUAAAAGGA
Messenger RNA from Pteronotus mesoamericanus, 988 nucleotides. RefSeq names its product transmembrane protein 219 (gene TMEM219). The coding region runs from base 146 to 868 and encodes 240 amino acids. NCBI's taxonomy places the organism in Eukaryota, Metazoa, Chordata, Mammalia, Chiroptera, Mormoopidae. The transcript has 6 exons. The record is from RefSeq and is a predicted model, not a curated record.